CUCCAGCGAUCCCGAAUGCCAAAGCUCGCCCGCAUUUCGGGUGGUUGUGGAAGAGAAACAACCUAUUUAAACCAUGUACCAACCAAAGAGAGCAUCAGUAAGCGACACAAGUUCCAAUUAGAAACAUCUCAGAAAAAGGCACAGAUUGAACAUGAGAGGUAUCAUCCUUUUGGCUGUCGUCUGCACGGCAUCAGCCUUUCCUCAAGUCUUCAAUAACGAUGGCACCCGAUCUGGGGCCUCAUAUGGAUCCGAUGGCGGAGCCGGCCAACAAACUCAGGACCUCAUUGACGAACUCUUCAAGCCCGUGAACAAGUAUGAGGAGGACACUGAAGAGUAUAUUCCCAAGCAAGUUAUUGGUCAAACUUACAAACCUCCGGUGGAGAAGGUGGACACGUCCCAUGAAUAUUGCGAAAGCUACCCGGGUUACGAGUGCGUCAACUGGGACCGAUGCGAUGAGAACUUCGAGGUCAUCACCAAUGGAGCUGGUUUGUUUGAUGUCCGCAUUGGACCCUCCAACACCCAGGAGAUCGGUUUCGACCCCUUGGACAGCAAGUGUCGGGAGUCACUUCAUGUGUGUUGUGUCAAGAACCAAACUGUCAUUGACUACUACAAGACCACUACUCAGCCCCCCAUUCCUGAGCCCGAGCCUUAUCGAUCCCGAUGCGGAACUCACAACAAGAACGGGCUCGGCUUGAGAAUCCAAAAUUACGAAAACUUGGCCGAAACUCAAUUCGGAGAGUUCCCCCACAUGUGCGCCAUCUUGGAGGUCAAGGGAACCAACAACCUGUAUGUUUGUGGAGCUUCCAUCAUUGCCCCUGAUGUGAUCCUGACCGGUGCUCAUUGCGUCAAAAAGCAUCAAGACUCCGUGCUAAAGGUUCGAUGUGGAGAAUGGGACACUCAACAACAAAUUGAACCAAUUCCUCACCAAGACCGCAUUGUUAGAGACAUUGUAAUCCACCCUGGUUAUGAUGAAACCACUUUGUACAAUGAUGUGGCUCUCCUCUUCACCGAGACCGAAUUCAUCCUGUCACCCCAUGUGGACGUCAUGUGUCUGCCCAAUCUUCAAGACUUGACCAACGGCUACGGUACCGAAGGUUGCAUUGCCACUGGAUGGGGUAAAGACGAAUUCGGAAGCCAGGGUGCUUAUCAGGUCAUCUUGAAGGGCAUUGACAACAUUGGCAUCACUAACAACGAGCAAUGUCAAGCUGCUUUGAGGACAACCCGUUUGGGCGAAUACUUCAGCCUCCACGAGUCCUUCCUGUGCGCUGGCGGUCAAGCCGGUGUUGACACUUGCAAGGGUGACGGUGGUGGCCCAUUGAUCUGUCCCAUUUUGGACUCCUACGGCAAUCCUACAGACCGCUUUGCCCAAGCUGGUAUCGUUGCCUGGGGAGUAGGUUGUGGUCAAGAGGGCAUUCCCGGCGUCUACGCCGAUGUGUCCAAGGCUUUGUGCUUCAUUGAUGCCGCCACCCGAUGCCACAAAGGAUUGGUGACUGACUACUACGGAAUCAAUGGAUGCAAUGCUUGGGCUCAAGACGAGAUUGCCGCCUUGGACAAUAUCAUCUAUGACCUCCAAGCUAAGGCUGAUGAAUAUGAGCAAGGUUCCCGAGAGUGGCGAUCUGCCACAGGCAAGGUUCGCCGACAAACCGUCAAAAAGGCCUCUUAUGAGACUUUCGUUGGAAAGUGCUUGCCUUCCGGUGACUUCCAAGAUGGAUAUGACCAAGGGGAGAUCGACGUCUCUGACUUAGGCCGACGUACUAACGAAAAGGCCGCUGCUCCAGAUGCUGGUGGAGACUCUUACUCCGAUGACGGAAUUAAUGACGACAGCGUUGCCAAUGGUUACGGUAAUGAGCCUGGUCUCCGUUCCGCUCCUGCUGAUGAAGCUGAGAAUACUGAAGAAGCCGAUGAGGGCCAAUAGGCACAACAUGUGAUUACUUUUUUUAUGCCUCAUGUCCAUGACAAGUAUUAUAAUAACUAAGCCAAUAAAAAUAAAAAAAAUAUUCAUAGA
Messenger RNA from Tigriopus californicus, 2005 nucleotides. Its product is annotated as phenoloxidase-activating factor 2-like. The record is from RefSeq and is a predicted model, not a curated record. Lineage: Eukaryota; Metazoa; Arthropoda; Copepoda; Harpacticoida; Harpacticidae. The transcript has 3 exons. Gene Ontology annotation, biological process: proteolysis. Bases 152 to 1915 code for a protein of 587 amino acids. Gene Ontology annotation, molecular function: serine-type endopeptidase activity.